Molecule: messenger RNA, 5456 nt
Organism: Hippoglossus stenolepis (Pacific halibut)
Lineage: Eukaryota; Metazoa; Chordata; Actinopteri; Pleuronectiformes; Pleuronectidae
Gene: kiss1ra
Product: KISS1 receptor a
Exons: 5
Coding region: 535-1680 (381 amino acids)
Biological process (GO): neuropeptide signaling pathway
Cellular component (GO): membrane
Molecular function (GO): G protein-coupled peptide receptor activity
Source: RefSeq, a predicted model, not a curated record
GAAGCAAUUUCUCCUCCUCUCCUGCACCGACCGUUCCUCUGUGUCCGCUUCUCAUGAGCACAUCUGACUUGUGUCUCUUUUGUGGUGCUGGCGCUCGGAGCGGGAAUGAAACGAAAGAUGAAAUUAACACUUUGCAACUUCAGGGACCUUUUUCCUCGUCCGCCUUUCCACCUCGUCUUCAUCUUUCCUAAGUUUUUUCUCUUUUAACACGUAACUGUUUUUCCUCCACUGUUAUUUCAUUCACAUUUUCACCUCUCUCCUCAGUCUUCUCUCUGUCCGCUCCUCCUCUCACCUGCACUUUUCUCUACAUUUCUCCCUCACGUGUCUUUCUGUUGUGAUUUUUUUCCACCUCUUUCUCAUUUCAAAAUAUCCACCACUCUCCUUUUCUUAGCCCGAGGGCAGACAGGACUCAGUGUGCACUUUCUGCACACUCUCCCUCCUAAUUACCAGCCCUUUCCUCCACUCCUCUCACAGCCCACUCCUCCUCCCAAGCACUCAUUCUCUCACACCAUCCCUCGCAGCCAUCCUGCCACAAUGUUCUCCUCCGAGGAGCCGUGGAACUCCACCGAGCAGGUCUGGCUCAACGGCUCGGAGAGGGCGAACUUCUCUCUGGGAAGACGCGGGAGCAACGACCACGAGGAGGAGGAGGACGGGGAUCAGCACCCCUUCCUCACAGACGCCUGGCUGGUGCCCCUCUUGUUCUCCCUCAUCAUGCUGGUGGGUGUGGUGGGCAACUCGCUGGUCAUCUAUGUCAUCUCCAAACACAGGCAGAUGAGGACGGCGACUAACUUCUACAUCGCAAACCUGGCUGCCACUGACAUCAUCUUCUUGGUGUGCUGCGUCCCCUUCACUGCCACCCUCUACCCUCUCCCCGGAUGGAUCUUUGGCAACUUCAUGUGCAAGUUUGUCGCCUUUCUACAGCAGGUGACGGUCCAAGCCACUUGUAUCACCCUGACUGCCAUGAGUGGAGACCGCUGUUACAUCACCAUCUACCCUCUGAAAUCCCUCCGCCACCGCACCCCGAGAGUAGCCAUGAUCGUCAGCAUCUGCAUUUGGAUCGGCUCCUUCAUCCUGUCCACCCCCAUUUUGAUGUACCAGCGCAUAGAGGAGGGUUACUGGUACGGUCCCAGACAAUACUGCAUGGAGAGAUUUCCCUCUAAAACACACGAGAGGGCUUUCAUCCUCUACCAGUUCAUUGCUGCCUACCUGCUGCCCGUCCUCACCAUCUCCUUCUGCUACACUCUGAUGGUGAAGAGGGUGGGUCAGCCCACUGUGGAGCCGGUGGACAACAACUACCAGGUAAACCUCCUGUCUGAGAGAACGUUAAGUAUCAGGAGCAAAGUGUCCAGGAUGGUGGUUGUGAUUGUCCUCCUCUUCGCCAUCUGCUGGGGACCCAUCCAGAUCUUCGUCCUCUUCCAGUCGUUCCAUCCAAACUACCGACCAAACUACGUCACGUACAAGAUCAAGACGUGGGCCAACUGCAUGUCGUACGCCAACUCCUCCGUCAACCCCAUCGUUUACGGAUUCAUGGGAGCCAGCUUCCAAAAGUCCUUCAGGAAAACCUUCCCCUUCCUGUUCAAGCACAAAGUCAGAGAUAGCAGCAUGGCUUCAAGGACCGGCAACGCCGAGAUCAAGUUUGUCGCGGCAGAGGAAGGCAACAAUAAUAACGCAGUGAAUUGAAAACGACAAUUAAAAUAGGAUGAAUCAGAUUUUUGUCCAGAGCCGUUGCUGCAGGAAGACAAAGACAGACAUGAUAAACAUCAGCCUCCAGACCAUUGUGUUGAUGUUCUCAUGGGGAAACAAUUGAUUUCAAAAGGAAUAUGACUGAGACGUCUGGCAGACACACUUUAUUUAUGUUCAUGAAUACGAACCGAUGUGGAGAAACACAGACUCAUAAUACGCUUUGGCACAAUAUGUCUGCUCCUCCACUGCCAAGGCCGGGUGGCGUUGGCACAACGUGUCAUCCACUGAGCUGCCAAACACCUCCGCCACGUAAGCGAGGACAGACGUUCAUGUCUGUGGGAGAAAAAGGGAAGGUGGGUUUGAAACGUGGAGAAAAGAUUCCCAGUUCCUGUGAAAGCGAAGCAUGUCUGCAGCUUGUAAAGUGUCCAGCAUUUGGACAAAUGAUAGCUGAAGAGAGUUUAUGAACACUGAAUGUACAUUUUGAAUUAAUUAUUAAUAUUCUAGAAUAGAUGCCCAUGGACAUGUUAUUUUUAUAAAUGUAUGUGGUUGCUUCUGUCAUAUAAUAAUUCAACGGGAGACACAUAAAUAAUCUGUCAUUCAUAUUUUUUAAAACUGUAUCACUUGGGGAAAUGACCUAAUUCACUUCUUGUUGCGUGUUGAACGAAAAGAUUGAUACCACUCUCAUGUCUUAGCAUUAAAUAUGAAGUCAGAGCCUGGAGAGUAAUAGCUUAGCUUAGCACAAAUACUGGUUUCAAGGGGAAACAGCUAGCCUGUCUCUGUCCAAGUUACAUUCACCCAUUCACACUAUGUGCGGCUCGGCCCACAAUUGGCUCUACCUCUCUCUCUACUUUUUCAAACUACUGAGAAGGAAACUUUAAUAUUGCUCGUCGUUUUAUGUGAUUUUUUAAAUAUUUUCGACCAAAAUGAACGCCUCCUAACUCUCCAUCUCAACCAUUAAUCUCUCCGGAUGUGAAACAGAAAGACACACAUCUGUGAGUAUUCUUCAUCUUCUUCUCUAACUCUGUGGCACAAGCCAAAAUGUCAAACUAUGCUUUGAAAAUCCAUCUCUGCAUCUCGCUGUUAAAGUGCAAAUAUCUCUGGGCCUACAUCUGAAAGAUAGAAAAGAUGGUCUUUUCCUCCCUCUUCCUCUUCCUCAUCAUCCUCCACUUCAUCCUCUUCUUCUUAACACCAUGUUCAGGCAGCUGUUACAGCAGGUGAGGCACACACCGUGUUUACCUUUCUUUUGUGUCAGGCAGUCGCACUCACACCUUCCUCAAUACAAGUGCUCGCGCAAUCACUCAUGAAGGAGGAAACGGGGCCUUGGCACAUCCAGGUGUUGUUUACUAGAAUCAGUCGUCACAUGUACACCCAGGUGCAAUCUUGUCAGGUGGAGCCAAGUCCAAAACAUCAGGCAACCCGCGUGGCCUGGGCCCUGUUGUGAGGGACCUGUCCACUGUAUUUUUGAAGGUCUGCAUUGGCCUCUUCAGUGUUGAGAGACCUGUCCAGCCGUCUGGUAAUGGAAAACAGCAGAUCAUUGUUAGUCAAUCUACUGAGUCCCUGAAAAGCUCUCCACCAUUUAGACUCAGUCCUUUUUUUUCUGUCCAUCCCACUCACUGACAUUCAAAAAUUCAAAACUCAAAUUUCCAAAGUCGUGCUAAUGCAAAACCUAUUUGAAUUGUAGAUACGGCAGGACUUGCAUUCAUCAGGUUUCCAGUUGAAUGACAUCAAAGUGUCUCGAGAGGAAAACCAGAGCUCCAUAAUUAACCGUGAAUAAGUAACAGACCGGUGCCUAAGGAUUGUGAUUCAUCAAGAAAACAUUUGGCCAUACUUUGCACACAGAGCGGUGGAAUAAUGGCCAUACGCCUCAACAGAUACUGGAGGUUUAUAAGAGAAAAUGUCACUCAGCAUCAUCAGCAAAAAUCAGCUAGAAACUCGACUGUCCCUCCGCCAAGGCCCAACAGCCCCCGUACGAAACCGCAUUUACAUUCACCAGACACAGAUUUUUAUUUGGAUCUGCACCAACUUGCCCACACUCAUAAAUAUCAGUGGUAUUUCACAGCGUUUGUUGCAGGGCCCAGUGCACCUGAAAGUUUCCAUCCAUUUAAGUUCAUGUGUAUUUCUGUAAAAAGAACGUGUGUGGAAAUGUUGGAAGGUAAAGAAAGUGAAAAAAACAAAAACAGGCUCUGCCCACUGAUCUCAAGCUGCACCAAAAUGUAAUGGGUUCUUUUCUGACCCAUUCCGCCAUCAAGUGAAAUCCGUUUCCGUUGUUUUUGUGUAAUCUUGUUUUCAAAAGAACAAACCAACCAACAAACAAACAAACGUCCAGAGGUGAAAACAUAACCUCCUCGGCGGCGAUAAUGAAUUCCAUGGGUUGAAGUUGACUGCAGGGUCAUUUAUUUUUAACCGAGUGUCGCUGUGAAACAUAACAUGUUUAAUUAAAUGCUAAUGACUACUUAUUACUUUUUUAUGUAUGCUAAUUAUUGUGCUAAUUCCUCCCCCAUGAUGCCAUGUGCUUUGCAUCUAUUAGGACCAAAGUUAUGUAAGUUUUCUGCUUAAAAAUCCAUUAUUUUCUUGUAACUACACUUAUCCUGACAUUGUGACUCUUAAUAAUGUCUGUUUAACGAAAUGUACGGUUGAGUUUUUGUACAAUAAAAAUGCAGCUGUCAGUAGAUGGAUGGGACCCUGAUCCACAGCACAUCUCUUCACCAGGCUUUUACGAAAAUCCAUUCAGUUGUUUAUGUGUAAACUUUUUUACAAACAGACAAACAGACAGGGGUGAAGUAUAAACUCCUAGGCAUAUAAAGCCGUCCUAUGACACCUAAUGGAAAACCUCACAAUUCGCUGUCUACAUUGUUGAUUUUCCGACAAAACGCUCCAACAACCGUGACUCAUCAAUACCGAGCAAUGGAUCUGCCCACACCGUCCCAUCUGUGGCCUUAGAGACAAUAACUAUACUCCACUGUUAACAUCGUCUGUACAUGAGGCUUUUACAUCACUGGGCCUCGUCGAGCUAAAUAAAGCCGGCAGGAAGAGAUGACCAGUGAGAGUGUGGGAGGGUUGAUUCACCAAAAAGCUUGAAGCCAGUAAUACAGAGGCCACAUCGUAUUUCAGCCUUGCGUCUAUGACACAUGUUUCUGAUGUCAGCCAUGAUGCAUUCGCCUCGUACAGAUUCUCUUUGUCUGGAAGCUUUUCUGAACGCAGCAGCAGUGUCAGGCUUUUAAGAUUUAUUCAUCGUCCUAAGUGCUGAGAUAAAAAAAUCCACGUUAGUCAUAUUCAGUUGGUGUUUUAGUUUUUAAUUAUUUCACUCCUUUAAAAGUCUGUAAAUCAGAUGUCGAGGGAACAUUUAGCUGUGAAGGCUGGAAGAGCUGAACCUUUGUAUUCCAUUUCUGUUUCACACGAGACAAUGCAGUGAUUUGUCUCAUGUGAAACUUCGCUUUCACCUAAAAUAAAUCCAGUGAGCUGUUUUCUGAAGAGAGUGUGCAAACAUGCAAUUAUAAUUAUAAUUAUAUAGCAACACAGACCAAAAAAAUUUGAUUCUUUUUUGAGUCCAUUUUUUGAUUAUACAAAAAAAAUGUAAAACAGGUUAAACACAUUAUUUUACAUCACUGCAGUUUGCAUAUGUCGAUCCUGUGUCCACAGCCCUGUGUAGAUCUAUCAUUGUAGAGUUCAGACCCAGUGCCACAUCUGCUGGUCCUUUUUGUGUUGUUGUUCUUAACUGUCUAUUUACACUGUCUAUUGCUUUGAAUUUUAACAAUAAAUAUGAUGUAACUCCA